CUUCUGUAGGCAUAAUUAAUACAUAAAAUGCAGAGAGGUGAUGAAAGUCAGAGAAACAUACAUGCUCUUUUACAGCAGCGACGUUUACGUCACAUUACCGGAGUUUACAUUCGUAACUUAAGGAUACCACAAUAUGAUUCUGUUAUUAGUUCGGAUAAUGCUACUACAGGAAUAACUGAAGCUCAAUCUGUUCCAAAAAUUUUUAUCAAAAUUUUUGCGAAUUUAGAUAAAAAUACAGAUUUGAAUCAGCACCAAGUAAUAUUCGAAAGUGAACUUAUUGAUUUAUGCAGUAACCCACAAUGGAUUAAUUUUGAUAUACCGAAAACAGAGUUAUCAACUGGAAAUCAAUUUACUCUUCAGUUAUGGCAGAGAAAUUUGAAUACUGGAGAAUCGGAUACUUUGCUUUCAUGGAAUUGGAAUUUGUCUAGGUUAUCAUAUAUAGCUGAAUAUUUACAUCGCGCAGAAAUUGUGUUUUCACCGAAUGCUUUAAUCAUCCAAAUUAGUGGCAGUUUUUAUUCUCUUUCCCAAUGUUUUUCAACUGAUAGUCCAUAUGGAAACUGCCCACGUUUUAAUUUGGAUGAAGAAAAAGGCUCAUGUAACGUGUUUUCAUUGACAAGAAUGGUUACGUGUCAUAAAUCAAUUACUCAGGCAAAGCAGCGUACGACGAAUUAUGCAGAAACCUCACGUUUAUUGAUGCAAAACACAGAAAUACAUCGAAUAAAAUUGAAGCAAAUAGAAGAUGCACGAAAGCGUAUAAAACGUUUGAAACUCCUUUUAUAUCGAGAAUCAUCGAUGUUAAAAACAGAGCAAAGUGAACUGCAUGCUCUUCAAUAUACAUAUACUAAUAAAGAUUCUCAUCUUAGUGGAAAUCGAACUAUUGUAGUAGAUGAACGAGAUCGUUUCAAUGAAGCUUCUGAUAAAAUUAUUGUUUUGCGUCAAAGAACUGGUCUUUUGAGUGGUAAGCUGCGAUCUCGGCAUAUGGAUGUACUAUCUGAGCUUGCCUAUAUUUUCCCUAUUCUUCCUUAUACAGUACCGAGUACCGGAAAAAAUUCUACGUCUGGUAAGGGCCAGAAUCAAGUAACCAAACAAGUUCCAGCCUUUACCAUAUGUGAUAUUCAUUUAGCUGAAGCGGAAAGUCUCAUACCUAAAGAUGAUACUAAAAACGCUGUUGCUAUGGGCUAUGUUAGCCAAAUGUUAUAUAUGAUUUCAUACUUUUUAUUAAUACCUGUGAGAUAUCCUAUGAUUUUACAAGGAUCUCAAACUUCAAUUAUUGAUAAUGUCUUAGAAAAGAUUCAAGAAAAAGAGAGAGUUUUUCCUUUAUAUUCAAGAAGCAGCAAAGAAAGGUUUUUAUUUGACUAUGCGAUAUAUUUAUUAAAUAAGAACAUUGGCCAAAUGAGAUAUAUUCUUGGAAUACAAACAUCUGAUUUACGUCCAACUUUAUUUAAUCUUAAAACUCUUUUAGAGCAUGCGUUCGGGGCUCAAAAUCAAAGUAAACCUAUUAUGAUCAGAUCUCCUCGUUAUGAUGCACCUCAAAUACCACCAACUUCAACCCCUCCACAACCUCAAAGAAAAGGUACUAAUAGAGAAUCAGAGAUGAACGGUAUUCGCAAAACACCUAUCAAUUUAGAAGAAAAGGUUCAUGAUAGAAGUGCAGAAUUGAAUAAUUUACGGGGAGAACUGUUUGGAAAUAAAAAAAAUGCUAAAUCAGUUUCUAUAUCUCCGAGACGCAUUCAAUCUAACUCUAUCAAAAAAAACAAUGCAAGCGUUCCCGUAACACAUCUCACAGUUCCGAAUGACACCGAUAAACCUCUGAAAAGUAUUAUUGAUGAAGAUGUAGGCGUCAUUGUGCCAGAAACUGGAGAUACAAAUGCAAUCUUUCUUACUGGUCUUGAAGAUUUAGACCAGGGUCCUAAAAAUGUUGCAAAAUCAAAGAAACCUAUUGAUGUUGUUGCUGCACGAAAUGAACUUUUCAAAACGAAAAGUGGUCGUCCAAUUAUUACAAAAAGACAUACCUAUACGAUGAGAGCGACUUCGUCAUCAUCACCUCGAUCAGAAACUUAUUUUUCAACCAAAGAAGAAUUAUUUAAAAGAAGUAGUGUCACUAAAAGAACUAAUGAAGGAUUAGAUGCUUUUAAUAAUACAACAUCUUAUGAUUCUUUAUCAGAAAGCACAUCUAAUAUUGAAAAUAACAAUCUUAAAAUUCCGCCAUCUGCUUCUGUUCCAAUUACAGAUGAUUUUGAUUUGUGCUAAUGUUCGAAUAAAUCUGUGGCUAUUUGAAAUUUCUGAAAAAGAAAAAUAUUCAUUUCAACAUUGUUUAUUUUUCCAACUCUGCAUAAAAAAUUGAUAACUUUGGCAAAUUCACUUGUAACAUUUAAUUUGAUCUUUGUUAACAAGUUGUUUUUAAUAUCAAAAUAAGUUUUAAUUUGAUUUGAUUCCCAAUUUUCAAUAAAUCUCUCAAUCAAUAUAUAGUUCAAUCAAUAAAUUUUAUCCUCAACAGGUUCGAAUUAGAUUUAUUAGAUUCCGACAUGAAAAUUAAAGCUACCGGUAAAUUAAAGUCAAUGUUUUCAUUCAUAGUUUUUCAUAAAAACUACAAGAAUAUUUCGAUUUUCUGUUUCAAAUUCCUGUCUACAAAGGAGGAUGUUGUAUUGAUAACAAAAAUCUGUUUGAUAUUUAGCAAACAAUUAAAUAAAAACAUAAUUCUGUUGCAAAAGUGGUUUUUCUCUUAAUAUUAAGUUUUGAAAAACUGAAUAUUCUAAUUCUAUUUCAUUUUGCCUGCAUUUAUCGUUUAGUAUUUAUAAAAUUAUUAUA
Molecule: messenger RNA, 2808 nt
Organism: Styela clava
Lineage: Eukaryota; Metazoa; Chordata; Ascidiacea; Stolidobranchia; Styelidae
Product: UV radiation resistance-associated protein-like
Biological process (GO): SNARE complex assembly
Cellular component (GO): endosome; lytic vacuole
Molecular function (GO): SNARE binding
Source: RefSeq, a predicted model, not a curated record